CUUGCGACGGGGGGCUGUCUGUGGUUCCCCGACCUCAUGGUGCCGGAUCCGCUGCACGUGCUGCCGUUUAUGCUCUCGGCCAUGCUCGUGCUCAACAUCAUGCCCAAGACGGAGCGUGGGAUACGGGCGCUGUUUGGGCUACAAGGCGAGCAGUCUGCUCCAGCUCCAGGCAGCGGGGCCGUCUCGUCGACCGUGGCAGUGAGCGAGAGCAAGGGACGCCAACGGCUGCAGCGGGCGCUGAUGGCCGUGGCCUUGCUUGUCGGGCCCGCGACAAUGAGCUUGCCAGCGGCUCUUCACCUCUACUGGAUCUCUUCGUCGGCAAUAACCUUAGUCCAGACCGAGACUAUAUCUCGGCUCAUGCCCAUGCCCAAGAUCCCGACUCCUUGCACAGGAAGCGAGAACAUCUUGAUCCGGCCGCGUCGGUCAAAG
Molecule: messenger RNA, 429 nt
Organism: Lasiosphaeria miniovina
Lineage: Eukaryota; Fungi; Ascomycota; Sordariomycetes; Sordariales; Lasiosphaeriaceae
Exons: 1
Biological process (GO): protein insertion into mitochondrial inner membrane from matrix
Cellular component (GO): mitochondrial inner membrane
Molecular function (GO): membrane insertase activity
Source: RefSeq, a predicted model, not a curated record